AUGUCAGGUAUUGUAUCUCUGGUGUCUCUCUCUCUGCUGUCCUUCGAGCGCUACUCUUCAGUCUGCUGCAGCAUCCACUCAGACUCCUCUCAGUACCGAAGGGCCAGGAUUGCCAUAGCAGCCUCCUGGUUCUACUCGCUGGCCUGGACUCUGCCGCCGCUGCUGGGCUGGAGCAGCUACGGGCCGGAGGGUCCUGGCACCACCUGCUCGGUCCAGUGGCACCAACGCACGGCUGCAUCUCGCUCCUACGUCGGCUGUUUGUUUGUCUUCUGCCUCCUCCUGCCGCUGCUGCUCAUGUUCUUCUGCUACUGGAGGAUCCUGCUGGCUGUGCGAGUGGUGGUGAGGCAGGUUGCCAGGAUCAACAGGUCUUCAGCUGAGUGGAGGGAAGGCCGCGUCCUUCUGAUGGUGGUCGCCAUGGUGACUGGCUACCUGUUGUGCUGGAUGCCAUACGGUGUUGUGGCGAUGCUGGCUUCCUUUGGGCGGCCAGGCGUGGUGCUGCCUGCUGCCAGUUUAAUCCCCUCCCUGCUGGCGAAGACCAGCACAGUCCUGAACCCGGUCAUUUAUGUGCUGCUCAACACUCAGUUCUCCAGGUGUUUUCUCUACAUGCUGAGGUGCAGCUCAGAGGCUCCACCCUCCCCGGUUCACCCGAUGCAACCCAGCAGCAGGGCAGCGUGGCCUCACGAUACCAACCUGCCAACAGAAGAACAAAACACGGCACUUGCCAUGCUCACAUCCAGAGACCUGCAGGUACAGCAGCCCACUUCAGUACUGGUGGCUCAAUAUGAAACAUAG
Messenger RNA from Stegastes partitus (bicolor damselfish), 792 nucleotides. Its product is annotated as pinopsin-like. Gene Ontology annotation, cellular component: membrane. The transcript has 4 exons. Gene Ontology annotation, biological process: G protein-coupled receptor signaling pathway. NCBI's taxonomy places the organism in Eukaryota, Metazoa, Chordata, Actinopteri, Pomacentridae. The coding region runs from base 1 to 792 and encodes 263 amino acids. Gene Ontology annotation, molecular function: G protein-coupled receptor activity. The record is from RefSeq and is a predicted model, not a curated record.